ACACAAUCACGAAAUUUUCUUAUCAGUGUAGCGUAGUGUUUUUCUCAGCUUUUCUCCAUUACCUGGGAUAAGUGAUCAAUUUGGAUAGACUGUUUUAUUCUGAAUUUGCGCUGCUUUAAUUAACUGCCGUAGCUGCUCAUUCUUCAUUUGCAAAGGCAGGAAUCAUCAUCAGUGUCGAUUUUCAUUUCAACUCCAUAUCUGAAACCUUGGUGUCACGAAGUCAAUAGUUCAAAUGGCUAGUCUUGUAAGAAACUCUCUUAGACAGUCUCUUCUCCUUUUCAACCACAGAAAAGUCCCAGCAAGAUCUUUAACCACCACUCAAACUGGAGCUGUUCUACCCGAGCCGAAGAAGGUGCCUUUUGGAUUGGUAGGAGUAGUGCUAGCUGUUGUCCCUGGACUUCUGGUCGGCGCAGCCAUCAGUAAAUACAUUGCAAACUUUCUGGAAGAAAAUGAUCUAUUUGUUCCCUCUGAUGAUGACGAUGAUGAUGAUUGAUACUUAUGCCCUAGUUAUUGCAUUUUGUGCAUUCAAGCAAUAAAAGGCCAACUGUUACUAUGAUCUAGUUAUCCGGAUUGUUAAUUUUUGUUCAAGCUACUCAUAAGUGAUCUAUGUAGUUACUACCUUUAUCAAUCAAAAUGUUCAAGUUCAGGGACGGUUAGUGUCAGGUAGGUAGAAGGGCAUGAGUGACAUAAUUUUUCGCUUUAAGUCAAAUUAAAAUUUUUCUUUUGCUCAGUCAUAAUUAAAAUAAAAAUAAGUAUGGCCAUCAACCAGUAACAGAAGAAUACUUAAUUCUCACCUUUGUGUCAUCAUUAUUAAGUAUUUUCAUUUUAAACUUCAAUGUAAAAUAAAAAUAAAUGUUUCCCAUAAAAUCCUUGUGCUUGGAGCAAGUUCAAUGAAUCAGGAGUUCUGAGCUCAGUACUAAACCCCCCUCUUCCCCUUCCCUGAUUUCCUUCUUUCCAAUCUCUUUGUUAGUUAUGUAGUUUACCUGGUUGAUAUUGAGCUGCUCAGAACUUUUACAGGUCCCUCUAAAAUUCGAGGAGGUUUCAGUCACUGAAACAAUUCAUUUUAGUUCUAGGUUCAGCUGAAUUUUAUCUGUGAUAUGCGAGGUCCUCUAGGUAGAUGUGCUCUACCUAUUAUCCUCCAAAAGUUUGUAAAUUUAAGUAUUCGGCCAUUUACAUCCUCAAUUUGAAACAAGCACACUUGCAACUAAAGAAUCAACAAACUUAUCUUGAAAGAUUUUUUUCUCUCUCUUGAGACUGGAAAUAACCCCUCCCACUUCUGGUAAAAGCUGUCAGAUUAGCUUUUAGCUUCUUCAAAUCAUGUCCUCUCUUUUAGUUUUUCCACAAAUGCACCAACCACAGCUGCUGUAGACUGUGUUUGGUGCUAGAAAAUUUUUGAAUUGUUAACCUUGAAAUUUAAUAACAUGCACUUUUAGUAUGUUUAUAUUUGUGUGCAUAUUACUAUAUCACUCUGAAAUAUGUCCUUCUCCUGUCAGUUAAGUGAUCCUGGAGCCCUUCCAUCGUAUUAUUGUGUUCUGACCAUACCUUCAAAAAAUUCUAUUUGCAUGCACAACUGUUGAAUCAGUUAGUUUAAUCAACGCUGGUAUGUUUUGUACUUUUCAAGUUAUUCUUUAGUAUUUCAUAGUACCUGCAAGUUCCUAUGUCACCACCUUCAACGCUAAGAGUUCGUCUUUAAAUUUAGGACCUUACAAAGUGCGCUUUAAUUAAUUUACAUUUACAUACAGAUGCGUACAAUUUAUUUAGUAGGAAUGCCUCUACGAAAAUUGAAUUGAAGUCAUCAAUCAGGAAAUCUGUUACAGUGUAGGAAAAAAUGUCCACACAUUCUGGCUCACUCAUUUUAACAAAAACCAAAGGGUUACCAUUUGAAUGUAGGUGUCUACUAUUGGCAUGCUAUUGGCUCUCCAUAUUGAGUCCCGCUAACAAAAAAUUCACUAUCAGAACUGUUAUUAAUGUGAAUAAUGCAGUCUAUUUAUCACUUAUUAUUUGCUUUGUCGAAUAAAUGUUGGGGAUUUUUUUUUUUUGGAUUAGAUACUAACAAUAAAGAUGUGUUUGACGAA
This is a messenger RNA of Bemisia tabaci, 2075 nucleotides long. Its product is annotated as Essential MCU regulator. Gene Ontology annotation, cellular component: uniplex complex. NCBI's taxonomy places the organism in Eukaryota, Metazoa, Arthropoda, Insecta, Hemiptera, Aleyrodidae. The record is from RefSeq and is a predicted model, not a curated record. Gene Ontology annotation, biological process: mitochondrial calcium ion homeostasis; calcium import into the mitochondrion.